AUGAAUGAUAAGUUUCCUAUCGGAAUGCGUGUUCUUGCUGUUGAUGAUGAUAGAACUUGUCUGAAGGUUUUGGAGAGACUUCUCCAAAGGUGUCAAUACCAUGUAACCACUGCUCAAAGUGCACGAACGGCAUUGAACUUGUUGUUGAGAGAAAACAAAAACAAUUUUGACCUAGUAAUCAGUAAUGUUCAUAUGCCAGACAUGGAUGGAUUUAAGCUUCUUGAGCUUGUUGGACUUGAGAUGGACCUACCUGUCAUAGUGUUUUCUGCAAAUGAUGAUCCAAGGAUGGUGAUGAAAGGAAUUGAUCAUGGUGCUUGUGAUUAUCUUCUGAAACCUGUUACAUUGAAAGAGGUACAGAUGAUUUGGCAACAUGUAAUUAGGAAGAAGAAAACUAGCAAAAGAAGCAAUCAUGAUGUGCCUAAUUUUGAUAGUGGAAAUGUAAUAGAUUCAGCUGUGACAAGAAAUUCUGAUCAAAAUGAAAAGCCAACUAGAAAAAGGAAGGAUAUGAAUGAUGAUAUUGAGGAGGAGAAUGAAGAUGAUCAUGACAAUGAUGAUCCAACAGCACAGAAGAAGCCUCGAGUUGUUUGGUCCAAUGACUUACACCGCAAGUUUCUUGCUGUUGUUAAUGAAUUAGGCAUUGAAAAUGCUAUACCAAAAAAGAUUCUUGAAUUGAUGAAUGUUGAAAAUCUUACAAGGGAUAAUGUGGCCAGCCAUCUCCAGAAAUAUAGACUCUAUCUGAAAGGAAUUAGUUCUGGGGAAAACCAACAAGCAAAUACAUCCCAUUCAAGAUUCAGUUCUCUCACUAGAGUUGGAGGACAUUUUCAUACAUUGAAUAACCCUAGACAGUUUCAUAAUCAUAACAGUGCUUUCAGACCCUUUCCCGCUAGUGUCAAUAUGCAUGGAUUUCCUACUCAUAAUUUAAACCACUCCGCAAAGAUCACCUUAAGUUUCAACCGGCCAAAGCUCAUGCCAAUCCGAACCAUGUUCAAAGAAUGCCAAUUUCUUCUGUAG
This is a messenger RNA of Medicago truncatula (barrel medic), 1011 nucleotides long. Its product is annotated as two-component response regulator ARR10. The record is from RefSeq and is a predicted model, not a curated record. NCBI's taxonomy places the organism in Eukaryota, Viridiplantae, Streptophyta, Magnoliopsida, Fabales, Fabaceae. The transcript has 5 exons. Gene Ontology annotation, molecular function: DNA binding; DNA-binding transcription factor activity. Bases 1 to 1011 code for a protein of 336 amino acids. Gene Ontology annotation, biological process: cytokinin-activated signaling pathway; phosphorelay signal transduction system.